AUGGCGUGUGAAAUAUGUUGCCAUGUGUACUGCCUUGUGGAACUGGAAUCUGUAACCGAGUUACGUUGGAAGGAGGGCUCUCCUGAGAGUGGUCGACAUCAUCUCUUAAAGAUUAUUGACUCGUAUGUCGCCGAUGAGACAGUAGGGCUAGUGAAGCCAGCUCAAGGGAUCACAUUGUACCUAUGUCCUUCUCAAGGGAAGGCAGCUCAGAUACUUGCUGACCACCUGCCAAAGGAACACUUGGGUAGUUUAACCGUGCUUGGAACAUCUAUCAUUGGAGUCGUCGUGUGGCGAACGUCCCAUGCCUCAUCUAUGGCGCAGAAUAUUAAUCCAGAACCACAUUCUACAGGUCAGCCCAUUGGUGCCCUUCUGCAAGAUGAUCGUAAUAGUAACAAAGUAGACAAAGUGAACUCAGCAAAUUUCCCCAAAACUAUGAACAUGGCUGCUGUAUCAGAACUCCAAAUUCAUUCUGAGGAUGUGCCAUCUCCACGAGGUUAUUGUGAAUCCAAGUUAGAAUCACCCAUAAACAAAUCAGCUUCAGUUCUGGAUCCAGUUGAAGAACCAAAGGGAGAUGUGUUAGCCAAAUCCUCCCCUCAAAUGGUGGAUGCUGAAGAAUCACGUACUGUUAAUGGCUUGACUCCUGAAUCUGCUAUGCAGUGUAGUAUAACUCCUGAUGCUGCAUUGACGCAUUACAGUAUAUGGGAGGCAACGAUUCAGCAUGAGUCUUCGCGCACAAAUAUUGUUCUUAUCUUUAAAAGCGGUGAAAAACCAUCUACACGUCAGUGGCACCGCUUUCUUAGGAUCGAGGGACGAGUGAGGCUUAGUGCUCUUAAAGAAUUUAUUAUAGAGCUUCCCAAAUCCAGGAGCCGUACUAUAAUGGUAACUGAGUUACGUUGGAAGGAGGGCUCUCUUGAGAGUGGUCGACAUCAUCUCUUAAAGACUAUUGACUCGUAUACCGCCAAUGAGACAGUAGGCCUAGUGAAGCCAGCUCAAGGGAUCACGUUGUACCUAUGUCCUCCUCAAGGGAAGGCAGGUCAGAUACUUGCUGAUCACCUGCCAAAGGAGCACUUGCAUAGUUUAACCAUGUCUAGAACAUCUAUCAUCGGAGUCGUCGUGUGGCAAAGGCCCCAUGUCUCAUCUAGGGUACCCAGCAGGCAAGAUUGCUCCAAGAGGCAGGCUACGAUUUCCAGCAGUUCACCCAUGAUUUCCAAGCCAUCAUCUCGCUCUUCCAAUGCUUCUCAUCACGAAGUUCUAGCCGCUGACAUUCCUCCGGGCGUUGGUUCUGGUGUUGUUAGGCACCAGGAUGGUCUAUCUGCUGAAUACAAUUUGGUUAGCGUCUCAAACUCAGCUGCCGAUGUGACAAGGACACAGUCCUACAGGAGCCAUCAGCAUCCAGUGCACACUUCUGACCCGAUAGAAGAAAUUAUUCGCAAGUAUGACAAGCCAUAUUCUGAAGGUAAUCUCCAGCAGGAGCGGAUUGUUCAACAACCACACCACCCUUAUCAACAGUAUCAUCAGCAGCUGCAGCACCAUUCCAUGCGUCAGUAUCACAUGGCACGGAAUUCACAAAGCCCACUGGCAUACACUCAGCACCAGCAUACUGCCAUGCCUGUGCGUGCACGACCCCUGAUUUACGGGCACCCCAUGCAGCCUGCUCAGCAAUCCAACUCUGGUGUGCCCGACGAUGGCAGUCAAACCCAUGUCACCCGGCCAUGGUAUCUACGGUAG
Molecule: messenger RNA, 1728 nt
Organism: Triticum aestivum (bread wheat)
Lineage: Eukaryota; Viridiplantae; Streptophyta; Magnoliopsida; Poales; Poaceae
Exons: 6
Coding region: 1-1728 (575 amino acids)
Biological process (GO): DNA-templated transcription
Cellular component (GO): nucleus
Source: RefSeq, a predicted model, not a curated record